Molecule: messenger RNA, 807 nt
Organism: Pedinophyceae sp. YPF-701
Lineage: Eukaryota; Viridiplantae; Chlorophyta; Pedinophyceae
Source: the annotation of a GenBank genome assembly
AUGGGGAGGAAAUCAGGGGCUGACGAGGCUCCCCUCACGGAGCGCAUGAGGAAGGCGACCCGUGAGGUGCACUCGGUCAGCGACAUGCUGGUGAACAGCCGGCUCGCGGUGGCCCUGACCUCAAAGCGACUCUACGCUGAGGCUCUCGCGCUGUUCCAGCCCGUCAUGGAGGAGAUAGAGACGCUCGUGGAGGCCUGCAGCCACUCUGCCGUCAAGCCAGCAGCGUCCCUGCUUCCACGGACGCGGCGGGCGGCCGCAAUGCGCGCCGACAUCACGUUCCACAGCGGGAAGGAGCCGAGCGACACCGAGCUCUCGGAAGCGCAGAAGCUCUACAUCAACCACGUCCGGAUGCUCGCGCGCAAGAGGCCCGAGCUGCUCCUUCCCUAUGUCUACCAUCUCCACAUGGCUGUGUUCUCCGGCGGACAGAUCAUCCGCCGGCAGGUGCGCCGGCGGCUCAAGUUGGGCGACGACGGCCCCGGCACGGCCGCGUUCGAGCUCCCCGGGGAGAACGUCGCUGCGCUGAAGGCCGAAUACAAACGCGCCGUCGACAGCCUGGAGCGCACGCUGCCGUCGUGCGCCGCGCGGGACAACAUGUUCGAGGAGAUCGUCGCAGAGUCGAAGCGGGUGUUCGAGCUCAACAACCACCUCGUGCGGUCGUGGAAGGUCAGCUGGUUCGCGACCGCGCUCGCGCUCCUGCAGCUCCUCCCGAAGGAGGCUCUGUUGACCGCGGCCCUGUUCUUUCUGACGACGUACGUGAUGAUCCAGCGGCAGGGCUGGGCGCCCAAGCUGGGCGUGCUCGGGAUGUGA